This is a messenger RNA of Paramacrobiotus metropolitanus, 1106 nucleotides long. Its product is annotated as gamma-interferon-inducible lysosomal thiol reductase-like. The record is from RefSeq and is a predicted model, not a curated record. The transcript is spliced from 6 exons. Gene Ontology annotation, molecular function: oxidoreductase activity, acting on a sulfur group of donors, disulfide as acceptor. Lineage: Eukaryota; Metazoa; Tardigrada; Eutardigrada; Parachela; Macrobiotidae. The coding region runs from base 245 to 931 and encodes 228 amino acids.
CGAACGUUCACCUGCUGUGGCUGGUUCUAAGCUCGAAACAGGCACAUCUGGUAACAGUGUACAAUACAUAUUUAGGUUUUAGUGUACAAUACUUCAGUAGUCGCCAUUGAUAACUACUGCAUGCUUGUUGCAUUUAGCAUUGAUGGUAAUUUUUAAUUGCCUGCUGAGCAGUGCUUAACGUUGUAUAUCGAAAUCUUUUUGUGUUAGGAAAAGCUUUUUGACUUUGUUAGUAUAAACACCUAUAAUGUGGAGCAGAAUAGGAUUUCUAGGAAUUCUUGCUUAUUUCCAUGUCGGAGCGGGAUUACUCCUAAAGAACCGCGCCGUCAACGAUGCUCCACUGGUGAUUGUUGAUGUCUAUUACGAAGCUUUGUGCCCGGAUAGUGUGGAUUUUAUCGUUAAACAGCUGUACCCGACCAUGCAGUCGAUCGGCCACAUAGCCAAUGUUUCCCUAAUUCCUUACGGAUUUGCCACGGAAACAUUCGUCGACGGACAAUGGGUAUUCAAAUGUCAGCAUGGUCCAAAGGAAUGUAAAGCAAACAUCAUUCAGUCUUGUGCCAUCCAUUUUCUCGAUCCAGGACCCGGAAGUUAUUUGCAUCGUGUAAAGGACACUGUUCCAAAGGAAAUUGAAUUUGUUAAUUGUAUGGAAAGCUCGGAGGAUCCGUCGACAGCUGGUCCGAAGUGCGCCAAGAAACAGCGAAUCAAAUAUGGGCCUAUAUCCGCCUGUGCCAAGGGAUCAGAAGGCAAUUAUCUCCAACAUAUUAUGGCACAAAAAACCGAAGCGCUAAAUCCUCAACCAGGCUUCAUUCCUUGGAUCAAUUUUAACGGGGCUCAUACCGAAGCGAAUCAAGACCGAGCACUGCAGGAUCUGACUGGACUGGUGUGCGAUCUGUACACGGGGGAGAAGCCAAGCCAAUGCAAAAAAGAAAUAUAAAAGAUCAGACAUGCAUGUGCUUAUCCGACAAAUCACGUUUUUACUGAUAUGCGGUUAUUACUGUUCGUACCGAACUAACCACGGCACUUCCAUUACACUCAUUGAUUUGUAAGAAACAAAAAAAUCCCGUAAUUUGUCUCCUUCAUCGCGCAUUAAAUUCUUCAUUUUUGAGUGA